AUGAGCAAUAGCCGAGAGAAAUCGCGUUUCUCUGCAGGGCCAGCAGGUGAAUACGAUAGCAGGUCCAGUUAUAGAAGAGACACAAGAGGUCCAAGAAGAUUUGACAGGGGUGAUAUGGGAGGCACAGAUGGUGGAAGAUCGCGCUACGGUGGACGCUCGUCAAGAAAUUUUGAAAACCGAUCUCGUUACCAAGGCGGCGGCAGGUACAGACAGGAGCCAAGAUAUGGAGACUCACGAAAGCCGGAAGAUGUUGACUGGAGCGCUGUUGUGUCCAUAAGCCAGCGUAGAAGAAUGCGGGAAACUCAGUGGGACAUGGCACCAAAAGGCUUUGAAAAGGUGCCCGCCGAAAGAGCGAAGCUCUCAGGUCUUUUCCCCCUCCCAGGCCAACCACAGGACCUUGACCGCUCGAAAUUGGAAGGUAUUGUUUCCAGCGGUGUUCUAACUCGAAGAACGCGCAUCCUUUUCGAAGACCCUACAGAGAGUAAUAUGAGCAAAACCAAGUACAAUCAAAUUUUGAUACUCACCAGUGUUGGAUCAAGCCCUGCCGAGAUGAACCAGCUAGCAGAGUACGUUAAGGAGUUUGUUAAACUUGUUGACGAGACGCAGGAGCUUAAGGAGCACAAGAUUUUGCAAGAAAACAGAUUGUACUUGCGCUUUAGCAGCGAGGAAAUUACCACGAUCGCGUUAAGUUGCCAAAAGUUCAUCGAAAGAAAAACCGGUUCGAAAUUUAUAUGGCAAAGACCAGGCGAAUGUGUCGAAAAGAAGGAACCAGUUGAUCCAAUUUGCGCUGGAAGUGUCAUCGCUUUGCAAGAACUGGGCGAUUGCACGGAAGAGGGGCUACAAAGCGAUCUAAAUCAGAGCGGAGUCGAGACAAACUGGUUGAAACUGAUCUCUCUGGGAAAAACUAACGAAUUUACUGGCACUGCACUGAUAGAUCCAAAAGCGAACGUUGAUGAGCUUUCCCAUUAUAAAUGGAUACGACCUAAUGACUGCAAAUUGCGCCAAGAUUUCACCGAGAUCACCUUUCAGCAGCUACCACAUCUUGUUGCUAGGAAGGAUCACGCUGAAUCGAGGGUGAUAGUCUUGCUGAAUUGCGUAGACCCGAUGGAUCUGAAAAACGAUGAGUUCGUCAAAGAGAUCCGCGACUCUAUGACCAGUUCGAAAACUAUGACGGCCUUGGGAGAGAUUGAGAGCGUGAAGAUCCCUCAGCCAGGUGCUGAUUACAGAACAAGUUUCGAGUCUAUCGAAGAAAGUGUCGGUAAAAUUUAUGUCAAGUUCAAGGAGCAGGAAAGCGCAAAGGCGGCUAUGAGCCAGCUAUCUGGUGUCUCAUUCAACGACCGGACAGUACUCUGCGCUUACUAUAGCGAGAGGGAUUACAACAUGGAUGUAUUGUGA
Lachancea thermotolerans CBS 6340 is the source of this 1395-nucleotide messenger RNA. RefSeq names its product Mud2p (gene MUD2). Bases 1 to 1395 code for a protein of 464 amino acids. Gene Ontology annotation, cellular component: nuclear speck; U2AF complex; commitment complex. The record is from RefSeq and is a predicted model, not a curated record. The transcript has a single exon. Lineage: Eukaryota; Fungi; Ascomycota; Saccharomycetes; Saccharomycetales; Saccharomycetaceae. Gene Ontology annotation, molecular function: poly-pyrimidine tract binding; pre-mRNA 3'-splice site binding.